Phytophthora nicotianae INRA-310 is the source of this 1542-nucleotide messenger RNA. Its product is annotated as glutathione synthetase. The transcript has 3 exons. The record is from RefSeq and is a predicted model, not a curated record. The coding region runs from base 1 to 1542 and encodes 513 amino acids. Gene Ontology annotation, biological process: glutathione biosynthetic process. Gene Ontology annotation, molecular function: glutathione synthase activity; glutathione binding; ATP binding. Lineage: Eukaryota; Oomycota; Peronosporomycetes; Peronosporales; Peronosporaceae. Gene Ontology annotation, cellular component: cytosol.
AUGGCGGAUCUCCUGGCUGCUGUCGCUGCGACGCCUCAUGCGGCCGAGAGCGAGGAAAGCGGCGCCGUUAUCGGCCUUAGUAACACGCAGUUGAUGGACGUGAAGGAGCAGGCGAUCGCAUACGCGGCAGCGCACGGUCUGCUCGUUGGCUGGCGCGACCCGAGCAAGCCCAAGGACCCCACGCCUGCCUUCACGCACAUCCCCUUGUGUCUGCUGCCCGUGCAAUUCCCCAGAGCGCAAUUCGAACAUGGCGUCAAGUUGUCGCCUAUCUACGGUCGCCUGGUGGACCGUGUGAGUCGCGAUGUGGAGUGGCUGCACAGCUGCGUACAGAGUGUCGUAGCCGAGGACGCCUUCACUGCGCGGCUCCUAGAACUCUCGAGGCUCGUGCAGAAAGAAGGCGUCCAACAGAAGGCGUAUCUGGGUAUCCAUCGCUCCGACUACAUGCUGCACGAACCCCAAGCAGACGUGGCUGGAGACUCGCAGCGUUUGCUGCAGGUGGAGCUCAACACCAUCUCGUCCUCCUUCGCCUGCAUCAGUUCACUCGUCUCGGGCAUGCACAGCUUCCUUGUAAGCCGACUGGGAGCAGAGAUUCCGGCCCUGGAAAAGCACUACGGCAUCCCAUCGGCCGAGUAUGCCAACGCAUUGCCGCAGAACGACGCGAUCAUUGAGCUGCCGAACUCCCUUGCGUCCGCACACAAGCUCUACGGCGUCAAGGAUGCUGUGGUCAUGUUCGUGGUGCAACCUAACGAGGCCAACGCCAUUGACCAACGUUGGCUCGAGUAUAAUUUGUGGGAGCAUCACGGUAUCCGCGUGCUGCGUCGCACUAUGGCUGAGGUGGACGCACGUGGCAAGCUGGUGGAGCGUGAUGGCAAGCGCACACUGGUGAUUGAUGAACAUGAAGUCUCAGUCGCGUACUUCCGUUCUGCGUAUACGCCGAACGACUACCCUACGGAGCAGGAGUGGGCUGGUCGGACUCUAAUUGAACGCUCGUACGCCAUCAAGUGUCCGUCGAUCGCUUACCACUUGGCUGGCACUAAAAAGGUGCAGCAAGUGCUUGCACAACCUGCCGUUCUUCGUCGCUUCAUGGCAGAAGAAGAAGCCAAGGAGCUGGAGACGUCGUUUGCCGGUCUUUAUGGACUGGAGAAGGACUCUGCGACUAUCGAGGAUGUCAAGAAGAUGGCGGUCGCCAACCCACGCUCGUACGUGCUCAAGCCUCAGCGCGAGGGUGGAGGCAACAACUUGUACGGCGACGAGGUUGCUGCAGCCAUCCAGAAGAUGAGCCCAGCUGAACUGGAGUCGUACAUCUUGAUGGAGCGUAUUUUCCCCAAGGAGAAUCCAGCCGUUCUCAUGCGCAACAGUCUCACAUCUAGUGGACCUACGAUCAGCGAGCUCGGAAUGUUCAUCACAAGUCUGUUUGACGGCGACGAGAAGGAGAUCGUCAACAAACACGCUGGUCACCUGCUCCGUACGAAGCUCUCAGGUACCGAUGAAGGUGGUGUGGCCACGGGCUUCUCGGUCGUGAGUAGCCCACUGUUGAUUUAG